AUGGCCAGGAGGCAGAACAAGCCUCCAAAGCAGAGCAAACAGACUGUGGAAAACAACACCGCACCUGUCUCUCAACAAAGCUCUCAUGUGCACACGCAGAGACCGAGAACCAUCUGGAGUAUCUUGAGCGAUCUCAGGACCCAACGAGCCUUGCAACUGAUCCUCCUCGCGUCGCUAUAUGCAUCAAUCUCGCAACUGACCCUGUCACCUGUCUACGGAGCUGUCCCCGCUGCCUUGUACCAUCGCUAUGGACUUACCGCCUCGUUUCUGCUUGCCUUUGCCCUGCGUGGUUAUUUACCCCCCUGGAUUGCCCAGGGCAUCACACCAUUCUGUUUCUGGAUUCCCACGAUUCAGUUCUUACUGUUCCAGCUCAGCGCGGUCCUCGGAAACCCCCUGGGCCCCGUGAUUACGGAAAGCUUAACAUGCUAUCCGUUGGUGGUGUUAUCUGUAUACGUGGCCAUCCAAUAUUUUGACAAAGUAAACGAAACCCAUUUGGACUCGCGCUACGGCGAUGCGGUACCAUCCAUGGGUCUGUUUAUGCUCUUCACGGUUUUUCAAAGGGCCUCCAAAAGCUUCAUCUCCUCAUUGGCCGGACCGGGCUUUCUCCGGUCUCGCAUCGGUCUACAACUUUUCAUCGCCUCGCUGUAUGGGAUGGUAUUGCCCAGAAGCCUUCUAUGGCCCUCCAUGCCAGCCGUCGCUUUCACCAUGGUGGCCAAUCCGCAUUGCGCUCUGUCAAAGACCACGCAGGUGCUGAACAACACGUUAGCUCUGUACGACUACACUCUACUGGAACGCAAGGAGUCCGUCACGGGCUACAUCUCCGUGCUCGAGGACAAUCAGCGUGGGUUCCGCGUCAUGAGAUGCGACCAUAGUCUACUCGGAGGUGAAUGGAAGAUGGAACCAUCAAAGCAGCGGAAUAGGAGACGGAGAGUGGGAGAGCCAAUCUACGCCGUGUUCACCAUGCUUGAAGCUGUCCGACUCGUGGAACCAUCAUCCAGCAACAUGGACAAGACAGCAUUAAACAUCGGUUUGGGUAUCGGAACUGCGCCAUCUGCGCUGAUAGCCCAUGGAAUCAACACCACAAUCCUCGAAAUCGACCAGGUGGUACAUGAGUUCGCGGUCAAAUAUUUCGCUCUGCCGCAUAAUCACAGCUACUUGAUCGGCGACGCCGUGGCAGCCGUUCGAAACGCCAAUGCGUCGGAGGCUGAUUCAUACGACUAUAUCAUUCACGACGUCUUCACGGGUGGAGCAGAACCUGUGGAGCUCUUCACGGCCGAAUUCAUGGCUGGCCUGCAUAUGCUGCUGAAACCUGACGGGGUGAUUGCCAUCAACUACGCCGGAGACAUUACCAUGCCCGCCUCAUCUCUCAUCUAUCGCACCAUCACAUCCGUCUUCCCAUCCUGCCGAGUCUUUAGAGAAGACGAAGCUCCAGCUCCUGGUACAAAAGCCGACGACUUCACGAAUAUGGUGAUCUUUUGCCGCAAACAAGCCAUGCCGAUCACUUUCCGAAAGCCUACACACGCAGACUUUCUUGGCAGCGGUGCUCGGAGAGAGUUCCUCCUGCCCAGACACGAGAUCCCACUGGGUGCAUUCGAGAAAUCUGGCGACGUCCUACGCAGCGGCAAGACAAAACAACUGGAGAAAUGGCAGGCCCAGAGCGCAUUGGGCCACUGGAGAGUCAUGCGAACAGUGCUACCAGAUGUGAUCUGGGAAAACUGGUGA
Capronia coronata CBS 617.96 is the source of this 1722-nucleotide messenger RNA. RefSeq lists its product as uncharacterized. The record is from RefSeq and is a predicted model, not a curated record. Bases 1 to 1722 code for a protein of 573 amino acids. Gene Ontology annotation, biological process: polyamine biosynthetic process. The transcript has a single exon. NCBI's taxonomy places the organism in Eukaryota, Fungi, Ascomycota, Eurotiomycetes, Chaetothyriales, Herpotrichiellaceae. Gene Ontology annotation, molecular function: thermospermine synthase activity.